Messenger RNA from Papaver somniferum (opium poppy), 2040 nucleotides. RefSeq lists its product as uncharacterized. The coding region runs from base 1 to 2040 and encodes 679 amino acids. The record is from RefSeq and is a predicted model, not a curated record. NCBI's taxonomy places the organism in Eukaryota, Viridiplantae, Streptophyta, Magnoliopsida, Ranunculales, Papaveraceae. The transcript has a single exon.
AUGACAGGAGGUGAGAAAUCACCUAUAAUAAAGGACGUUGCUCAUCAACAAAAACUUGAUGGAGAACGUUUAUCAAUCUUGGAAAAAGAUGCCUCAGACAUCAAGCUCAAGAUCACUUCAAUCGAAGAAACCUUGAGUUCUCAGUUUACUACAAUUUGUAGACACCUUCGUAUUCCAAUACCUCCAGAUCCAGGUGCUUCUGCUGAAACUAAUGACGUUCCUCAACAAACUGAAUCUGAGUUUUCUGCUGGUAUGAUACUUCCUUCAGUUAAUUUUCUUUGUCAACAUAAAAUUGACUUUCCCAGUUUUGAUGGUUCUAAUCCUAGAGCUUGUCUUCGUAAAUGUGAACGAUUCUUUUAUUUGAAUGCUAUUGAUCCAUCUAAGAGGGUAGAUUUAGAUUCGAUUCAUAUGGAUGAUAAGGCCGAUGCCUGGUUUUUGGAUUAUCAAGAGGGUAAAGUAUUUAUAGAUUGGGGUAUGUUUUCUUCUGAUGUUUGUUUUCGAUUUGAAGAUGUUGCUUUUGAUAACUAUGUUGGUAGCUUUAAUAAAUUGUCUUAUGUGUCUUUGAAAGCUAUUAUGAAAAAUAAGAAUCCAAGUUUAUCUGAGGAUUACUUCACUAUGAGUUUUAUUAGUGGAUUAAAAGAGGAAAUUCGUAACCCUGUUCAAAUGUUCAAACUUAAUUCUUAUUCUGAGGCUUUCUAUUUAGCUCGUUUACAACAAGCUUCAGUUGAUUCUCAGCUGAAACGGUAUAAACCAUUUCAUCGACCCUUCUCACCAUCCACAAACUCUUUUUCACCAUCAUCUAGAUACAAGCCAUCCCUAGCACCACUCACCAAUUUUCCUAAACAAUCUUUUUCAUCUGAUAAACCAAUCGUUACACACCCUCUUACCCCAACCAAACCUGAACCAUCAUUACCUCCAAUAAAAAGGCUUACACCUGCUCAAAUGCAAGCAAGACGUGACAAAGGCUUAUGCUAUAACUGUGAUGUUUUUUACAAGCCGGGUCAUCGUUGUAAAACUCAACAACUCUUCAUGUUAGUUUCCUCUGAUGAGGAAAACUCCUCUCCACCUAUUGACGACUCAGAAGAAGAAGCAGCUUCUCCUACAACUUCAGGAGACACCACUAUGGAAAUCUUUUUAAAUGCGUCGACUGGUUUAGUGAAUCAGAGUACCAUCAGAGUACCUGGUAAAAUUCAUAAGCAAGAUAUUUUUGUAAUCAAAUAUACAGGGAGUACUCAUAGUUUUGUUGAUGCAUCCUUAGCCAACAAACUACACCUUCCAUUAGUUUCAACUGGUAAAAUGCUAGUGACAGUGGCAAAUGGUGAUACUACUAUCAGUGAAGGUGUUUGUAAAGAUUUAUUGUGGUCUAUGCAAGGGUAUCAAUUCUCUGGUGAUCUGAGAAUACUUCCAUUAGGUGGAUGUGAUAUGGUGUUAGGUGUUGACUGUCUAACAAAAUUGGAAGAUGUAAUGUUCAAUCUGGCUGAGCUCAAAGUUUCUUUUCAUUAUCUUGGGAAGCUAAUUACACUACAGGGGCACUCACCUAAUUCUUCUUGCAGUGUGCUCAGUGGUGAAUCUUUUUUCAAAUUCAUCAAGAACAACACUCCUGCUCUUAUUGGUCAAUUCUUCUCUAUUUCAUCCACUCCACUUACCCAUACACCUCCAGAGAUUACUUCUUUACUUCAAGACUAUCAAGAUGUAUUUGAGGAGCCAUCUACUCUCCCUCCACCAAGAGAGUUAGAUCACAAAAUCCCUUUAAAACCAUCUUCCUUACCCACUUCUCAAAGACCUUAUAGAUGCCCUUACAUCCAAAAGGCAGUAGUGGAUAAGUUUGUUCAAGAAAUGUUGGAUGCUGGCAUCAUUCAGGAUAGUCACAGUCCUUUUUCUGCUCCAAUACUGUUGGUCAAAAAGAAGGAUGGCUCUUGGAGAUUCUGUGUGGACUAUAGGAAACUUAAUGAAAUGACCAUUAAAAAUAUAAGUUUCCAAUUCCACUCAUUGAAGAGCUGCUGGAUGAACUCAAUGGGGCUAUCAUCUUUACUAAACUAG